Molecule: messenger RNA, 1179 nt
Organism: Fonsecaea multimorphosa CBS 102226
Lineage: Eukaryota; Fungi; Ascomycota; Eurotiomycetes; Chaetothyriales; Herpotrichiellaceae
Exons: 1
Coding region: 1-1179 (392 amino acids)
Source: RefSeq, a predicted model, not a curated record
AUGUCUACCCGGGGAGAUGACCGCUCCUACAAGGUUGUCUACUCGAGCCGAACCCGAGAUGAAGUCGAUGAGCGAAUUCCCGCCCGAAAGCCGAGGCGCGAUUACGACUAUGACGACGAGUACCGGGUGGAAAAAUCAUACUCUCGAGAUUAUCGCGACGAUGGCAUUGAGAUUGACCGGAGGUCAAGGACUAGUGAUACACGUACUCAGCUGCCUCCGCCGGUAGGUGCGACAAAGACGACUUAUGAAAUCGGCCGCGAUAGAAAUGCCGAGUCAUAUGUCAAACGUUCCAACGCUGUGAUUAUUGAUCGACCCCGCGAUAAUGGUCGAUACGAGUAUGAGAUCCUUCGGCCCGAACGGAGAAACGAUGGAGCAUAUGUCUUCGAUCUUGAUCGUCGACACUCACGCGACUACCAAAUUGAUGUGGAUUCGAGGGCUUAUGAGCGACCUCCACGCUCGAGAUACGGUGAUCCACCAUUGACGGUGUCCAAGAAAGUGGACGAUGUGCUUGUGUCUGAAACUACUCGAGGCGGCGGACGUGAUCGCACCGUGAGAGAUGUGCGGUACAAGGACGUCCAAGUUACGGAAGAAAUCGACGGUGACACUCGCUCCAGCCGCCGAGGUCGCUCUUCGGACGCUUAUGUCGACGAUGUUGCUCCGCCGAGACGACUAAGGAGUGCAAUGCGCGGCAGAAAUAACUCGCCGCCCUCUCUCAUGGAACGACGGCGCGAACACAGCGUAGGAUUCUACAGAGAUCAAAUCAGUCACCACGAUGCCAGUGAAGGCAGGCACGAAAGGCCAGGAGCCGAGGCGCACUUGGCCGGUCGGUAUCUUGUUGGCAACGGGGAAUUCGAGGAUGAUGUUUAUGCGGCGGCCUACACUCGCCGCAACAGAAGCCGAAGCCGCUCCCGAGGACGGUACGGUCCUCAGAGGAGUGAUCCAAGACUCCAUGAGUACGACGAAGAGGACGAUCAGCGACGAACCUACACCGAGGAAACGAUGCGACGAUAUGAAUACGAAGAUGAACAACGACCCCGAUAUCCUCCGCAGAGGGCCCACUCGCGAAGACGACACCACCGCCAUCAUCAUCGUGGUGAUGACCGUGAUGAGGACCGUGAUGAUGACAGCUACUCGGAGUACGAAGUGGUCAAACGGACCACCAAAGAGUAUUACCGAUAG